Camelina sativa (false flax) is the source of this 1924-nucleotide messenger RNA. RefSeq names its product sulfite exporter TauE/SafE family protein 5. NCBI's taxonomy places the organism in Eukaryota, Viridiplantae, Streptophyta, Magnoliopsida, Brassicales, Brassicaceae. The record is from RefSeq and is a predicted model, not a curated record. Gene Ontology annotation, biological process: protein ubiquitination. Gene Ontology annotation, cellular component: Cul4A-RING E3 ubiquitin ligase complex; membrane.
CAUUCACCAUGUCAAAAUCAAAACCAUUAAAUAACUGUUUUUAUCUCCUUAUCUAAGACGACACAUUCCACGGUUUCAGACAAUAACUGUUUCUUCACCUUCUUCUUAGAACUGUUCUUUGUCUGUAUGUUGCCACAAAUCAUAGGUAAAUCAAUGAAUUUAUCUUAAAAUAUCAUUGUCUAGUACAUAGGUCAAUGAGAUUACUUGCAGCCUACUCAUCCGAAAGCAACUUGCAAAUGUAAUGUGCAUACCACUCUUUGAAACCUUCAAUAUAAAGAACUCAACAAAGGUUAUUUAGAUUACAAGCAAACAAAGAAACAGCUCCACUCUUUCAGGCCAAAACAAUGAAGACCCUUUUUGUCCUUUUACUUCUUCUUUUCUGUGCUUUGGCUAUCAAUGCGAAUCAACAAGAAGAGAUCAAUCAGGAGAAUCCACCAACAAUAUAUCAUCAAAAGCUGCUAUACAAGGUCCAACAAUGGAGAACAUCUUUAAAAGAAUCAAGUGCUGCAGAACUCAAGCUAUCUUCAGCGAUCAUUGUGGCUGGAGUGUUAUGUUUCUUUGCUUCCUUAAUCUCUAGCGCAGGUGGAAUAGGCGGUGGAGGUUUAUUCAUUCCAAUCAUGACUAUAGUUGCAGGGCUAGACUUGAAAACAGCUUCAAGCUUCUCUGCUUUUAUGGUAACCGGUGGAUCCAUUGCAAAUGUAAUCAGCAAUCUCUUUGGUGGAAAAGCCUUGCUUGAUUAUGACUUAGCCUUGCUUCUUGAGCCUUGUAUGCUUCUAGGAGUGAGUAUUGGUGUUAUCUGCAACAGAGUUCUGCCUGAGUGGCUCAUCACUGUUCUUUUUGCGGUGUUUCUGGCUUGGUCUAGCUUGAAGACUUGUAGAAAUGGAGUCAAGUUUUGGAAAAUUGAGUCUGAGAUUGCGAGAGGAAAAGGACAUGAGAGGCCCGAGAAAGGACGAGGCGAAAUAGAGGAGGAUACUAAGAACCUUAAAGCACCUUUACUUGAAGCUCAAGUUAAUAAAAACAAAUCAAAGCUUCCAUGGACAAAACUUGGUGUCUUGGUUAUUGUUUGGGCGUCUUUCUUUGUUAUUUAUCUUCUCCGUGGGAAUAAAGAUGGCAAGGGAAUCAUAACGAUAAAGCCUUGUGGUGUGGAGUAUUGGAUUCUGCUUUCACUUCAGAUACCUCUUGCUUUGAUUUUCACAAAGCUGGCUCUCUCGAGAACAGAAAGUCGCCAAGAAAGUUCCCCAAGUAAUCAGAAAAAUCUAGAAGAUACAAGACUGGACCAGUCCACGCGGUUAAUGUUCCCGGUAAUGUCAUUUUUAGCCGGUUUAUUGGGAGGUAUAUUUGGUAUUGGAGGUGGAAUGCUUAUAAGCCCUCUUCUUCUUCAAGCUGGGAUACCACCACAGAUAACAGCAGCAACUACUUCUUUCAUGGUGUUCUUCUCAGCAACAAUGUCUGCAGUUCAAUACUUAUUGUUAGGAAUGCAAAACACAGACACAGCUUACGUCUUUUCCUUGAUUUGCUUCUUUGCUUCGCUACUGGGACUUGUUUUGGUUCAGAAAGCUGUGGCUCAGUUUGGAAGAGCUUCCAUUAUAGUGUUCUCGGUUGGGACAGUGAUGUCUCUGAGCACAGUCCUUAUGACAAGUUUUGGAGCUCUUGAUGUUUGGACUGAUUAUGUGGCAGGCAAGGACAUGGGUUUCAAGCUGCCAUGUUAAGACAUGUGGGUCAUCAACAAACAACAGAGAUCUAUCUAAACAAGAUCACCAGUUUCUUUUUUUCGUCUUCUUUUUCUUGUUUUCACAAUAGAGGCUCUGAAUUGACACUUCUAUGUAAGAGGUAAAUGGGAGCAAAAUGGCAUUGUAAUGUUUAUAUGUUUUAGUAAAAGUUAAUAACUUUGGGGAUGUAACUAUAGCUAAGACCUUCACUGGAA